GCAAGCGCCGAGCGAGCAGCGAGCGAUUUAAAGCGCAUAGGAUUCCCUGGGCCUGGGUGGGGAGAGCUAGCUGGGUGCCCCCUCCGUCCCCCACCCCCAGCGCCCCAUGAGCCGACCCUCGGCCCCAUGGAGCCCGGCAAUUAUGCCACCUUGGAUGGGACCAAGGACAUCGAAGGAUUGCUGGGAGCAGGAGGAGGAGGAGGUCGGAAUCUAGUCGCCCACUCCCCACUGAGCAGCCAUCCGGCGGCGCCGACGCUGAUGCCGGCUGUCAACUAUGCCCCCUUGGAUCUGCCCGGCUCUGCAGAGCCGCCGAAGCAGUGCCACCCAUGCCCCGGGGUACCUCAGGGGGCAUCCCCAGCUCCCGUGCCUUAUGGCUACUUUGGAGGCGGGUACUACUCCUGCCGAGUGUCCCGGAGCUCGCUGAAACCCUGUGCCCAGACGGCCACCCUGGCUGCCUACCCCACGGAGACUCCUGCGGCUGGGGAGGAGUACCCCAGCCGCCCCACCGAGUUUGCCUUCUAUCCGGGGUACCCCGGACCCUACCAGCCUAUGGCCAGUUACCUGGAUGUGUCGGUGGUGCAGACCCUGGGCGCCCCUGGGGAGCCCCGCCACGACUCCUUGCUGCCCGUGGACAGUUACCAGCCUUGGGCCUUGGCCGGUGGCUGGAACAGCCAGAUGUGUUGCCAGGGUGAACAGAAUCCACCGGGGCCCUUUUGGAAGGCGGCAUUUUCAGACUCCAGCGCGCAGCACCCUUCCGACGGCUGCGCCUUCCGCCGUGGCCGUAAGAAACGCAUUCCUUACAGUAAGGGGCAGCUGCGGGAGCUAGAACGUGAGUAUGCGGCUAACAAGUUCAUCACCAAGGACAAGAGGCGCAAGAUCUCGGCGACCACCAGCCUUUCAGAACGCCAGAUUACCAUCUGGUUUCAGAACCGCCGGGUUAAGGAGAAGAAAGUUCUGGCCAAGGUCAAGACCAGCGCUACACCGUGA
This is a messenger RNA of Dipodomys spectabilis (banner-tailed kangaroo rat), 987 nucleotides long. RefSeq names its product homeobox B13 (gene Hoxb13). Lineage: Eukaryota; Metazoa; Chordata; Mammalia; Rodentia; Heteromyidae. Gene Ontology annotation, molecular function: DNA-binding transcription factor activity, RNA polymerase II-specific; RNA polymerase II cis-regulatory region sequence-specific DNA binding. Bases 127 to 987 code for a protein of 286 amino acids. The record is from RefSeq and is a predicted model, not a curated record. The transcript has 2 exons. Gene Ontology annotation, biological process: regulation of transcription by RNA polymerase II.